This is a messenger RNA of Amoebophrya sp. A120, 4473 nucleotides long. NCBI's taxonomy places the organism in Eukaryota, Dinophyceae, Syndiniales, Amoebophryaceae. The record is from the annotation of a GenBank genome assembly.
AUUCUGUAUAGCGAACAUAUGAUAUGGAGCCCUGGUAGUCUUCCAAGUCUUGGUGUUGUCCAGGUUGUGCAAUAUCUAAAAUCAAAAACGUUAAGUCUAACUGUAGUUACUCCAGCACCUCCAGCAAAGAACAUGGCGUCCGCGCAAGGCCUCCUCCCCACCGAUGACGGGUUUGAGUUUUCACGUCCGGAAGUUCUACGGAAACCCCAUCUGAUUACCGUCGAUGUCUGCAUCUGGACCGUGUUGAUUCUCUGUUGGCCGGAUGCGGGAUACUACUCUUCCGAAGCUGCAGAGCCAAUAAUAUUCGGCGUGUUAAGCCUCUGGGGUGCAUUGUCGAUUCUCUUUGUGGCUGUCCCUCUGGUUUAUUUCCGAGCAAACCAUCUAGCGCCGUGUCUCGUCGCGCUCGGCAAGAAUUGCUGCUGCCGCCGCUGGGGAAGCCGCACACUUCGUGCGCGCCCAUGGAUCGAUGCGGACUCGCAGCGGGAUGCCGCCGUGGCACGUAAGUGUUGUACAACUUGCUUCCUCGUUUAGAAGUGCUAAAAUGGAUGUCACGGUCAUCUAAGCUUGCUAAAACAAAAACAAAGCGGCUCGUGGAAGCAAGCCACAAUUGAAGCAUGCAGUAGUCAUGAGCCCUCAUCUGCUAUGCUUGUCAGUGACACGCAACCUAUCACGCUCCUUUACCUUUAUUAGGUUUCUUCAUCGACCCCUCGGGAUCGCACUCUCCCGCCCUGGACGAAGACGACCGCAAGUUGCCCAUUUCAGUGCGGUAUGAAAUGCAAAAAUGUCUGGGUCUGGAAGAAUGCAAGAUUUGUGAUGCAGGUUUUCCAUGACCCAUGAGGUCUGGAAUGCGAGACCCAGCAUGACAAAUUCUUUGAGGUCUCUAUCAUGCCUUUCCUGCAUGAGAAACUCCCUCUCAACUUGGUCAAAAGCGGACAGCUUUUGGCACUCACGCAACACAGAUUUUUGCAUCAUUUAGAUUUAGCAUGACAAGUUCAAAUCUUCCAGACCCAGACAUUUUUGCAUCUGAUAUGCGGCGGAUACCGCUGAACGAUACGGACUCUCUGUACAUCGUCGGCACCAUGCACAUCAGCGCGGCCAGUGCCCGCGACGCCUGGUUGACGUGUGUGCGGAAGCGCCCGCGCCUCGUGAUGAUUGAGUUGGACACCCAGAGGCUCCGCGACCUGCGUCGGGAGGAGCGGCGAAUUGAGGCUACUUUUGUGUUCUCAGGCCGCGGCGGUGCGCGAGGGUCGCCUUCGGAAAAGAAAACUGCAGGAACGGGCGGACGCCACGACAAGUUGCAACUCGAGCAAAUGAUGUCACAGGAAAUGAGCGAGAGUGGCACAACAAAAGCCACAGGUCUUUCCUUUCAGGAGGAUGUGGCCAGCGUAGUGACUGUAUCAACUACAAGUACAACCACGUCGGGCCAUGGUGCAAUAAAUGCACCGCUUGCAGCUUCAUCGAUCUCUGCUCGGACUCCAGAGCCUGGUGGCGGCGACGCAGACGAUGACGCUAGUGACGACGAGGGACUCGUGCUUGGCGACGGCGCCAUCGAUAGUCCUACCAUCAACGCGGCAAACACCCUAAGUGACCCAAGUGUCGUGUUAUUGAACAGCAGACCCGAAUCAUCUUCAUCUUCUCUGCCAACCGACGCCACAGCCGCUUCGUCUUCGCUGGAUCAUCUCGAGACUGCAAGCGUUUGCUCGCAGCGGUCCUACGAGUCGUUUUCCGCCACGAACAGCGACGACUCAGACACUUCGAUCGAUCGGAAGCUGAAGACUUUCAGUCGCCAGGAACGCCUGAACGGCCGGGGGGUGCACUCCGCGUGGAACUUCUACUCGCCGAAGUUGCAGACCUCUACGGUGCUACCUUUGAUCCGCGACGUGCACCACCCGGAGGGGUCGCUCGAGUCCGGCCUGAACUGCGCAAACUGUGCGCUCGUUCUGCAGCGGUCCCGGCAAGUGAGUUUUCUGCAGCAAGCCUUCAUCGCGGAGCAGCUGCAGGCCCGGAUGCUGUUGGUGACGGAUUUUCCUGAGUGCGACGGCACGAUUGGGUCCAGCACCGCCGGUUUGAUGCACAUCGGCGGGGUGUUGGAGCGGUGGCGGGCCUAUCGCCGGUUCGGCACGCUGCGGAUGCCACGAAUACCCGCCUUUCUGUUUCAAAAUAGACAAGAUCCAUCUUCUCCAGCAGCACAUGGUGUUCAAGGAGGUGCAGCGCAGGCAAAACAAACGAUAGACAGUAGACCACGCCGAGCGCAAGGUGGAUCAGCAUCCUCUUUUUUCCCGUUAAGCAAUAAAGUGCAGGAUAGAGCGGGGGAAGUUGUUCCAAGUCGGGCUGAUUCUGCAACGCCAGGAGCGGCUCCAGCAAGGGCACCAGAACAAGCACAGCAGUCGUAUGCACACGUGUACCAGGGGCUGUGCGAGGGACGUUUUGCAACUGUGCGCCUCGCGAAGGCCUACAGUCCGGAGCGCCUGCCGCACGCGUUGGAGUUUCGGCAGACGUGCUGUCGAGCGUGUGUGCUUCUGUCCUCCGGGAUCGGUGUACUCUACGGCGUGAUGCAGUGGGCGGGGGUGCUGGCGGGCGCAGAGUUCCUUGCUGCGGACGAGUAUUGUCGGAUGUGCAAAUUUUCGCCGACCUGUGUCGACGUAAACGACCACUCCUUGGGGAAAGCGUUGCUGCACCAUGCCAAGCCCACGCCGAGGCACUUGUUCUACAACUUUCUCAUGUGGCUUUCGCUGCCGCGGUUCUUCUGGCGCAGCUUCGUCUACUCCGACCAGCGCCGGCCCGACGUCAUUGGGAUUUCCUUUCGGGCGCUAGCUUUCCUGCCGGCGAAGACCUGCCUGGCGUUUCUGGUGCAAGAACACAUGAUCGUUGAAUAUUUAUAGUUUUUAAGCUGGAUUUACCUUUCGUCUCGUACCACCAGGGCUCCGGCCGGAGUCAACGUGGUGCUACUUAGUGAGCUCAGGCUUCUUGCGGUUCAACACAGGACUUGCUCUAGUCUCUUCCUUCGAAAUGGAAAACGAAAAAUAAAAUCAUUCAGGUUGCCACCAUUUCUGCGAGCGUCAUUUUGUCCUGCGUGAUUCUACUGCCAAUUUUUCUUCUCGUCGCACUCGUUCAUUGGCUUAUUCGGCUUCUGAAGCGAUCGCGCGCGCUGCUUUGUGUACACGCGGCAGCCAACGGCCAGAGCGUUCUCCACGAAGGUCGGUCCCUGAUCAGCCGAGCGACACCAGCCACGUCUCAGCGCAGAUUUGGAGUUGCAUCAACAUCAUCUCCAGUUUCAGAAUCAGCAAUCGUAACUGCUGCAGCUGCUGCGCAACAAGUAGAGGAAAAUAGACUCGGCUACCCGCAGGACAAGCAAAUAACGCAAUCGGUCAGGAUAGUUGCCGCUCCAGCAACCCCAUUGAGCAGCGAUUCUACAAUAAGUACGCCAGCACCUACUUCUGCGCAAGAAACUUCUAUCUCUUUGUCAAAUUUUGCAACGAGCUAUUUUGGUCAGCCGGUCGUCUGGAGCAAGUCUUGGCAGCUGGGUUCCUUGGAAGAAGUGCUGUCGUGUGCACGAGGACCAUCGGACAGAGCAGGGGACAGCACGGAGCUCCUGGUCCGCCAUCAAAGGGAAAGUCAGAACCUCAGAGACGAUGAUAACGCCGACACAACUUUGUCCCUAGUCACGGAGUUCAUCCUCUUUCUCCUCCUGCUCAACCUGCUACCGGUCAUUCAACGGGGGCUUCUCAUGGAUCGCGACGAGGCGAUGUUUCUCGAGGUGCGGAAGCAUCUGCAGACCAACAAGGGACGAGGAAACAGCGUCCUAGUCAUCGGCGCAGCACACAUGCCCGGCCUAAUGGAGCGGAUGCGACUCCGCGGCAUCGACGAGUGAGCAGCACGGAGACGGAAAAUUACUUAAUUGCCUGCAGCACAGCAGUCUAUUGAUGUCCCUGGUGUCCUCGGUGUUCUUGUUUGUGCCAUGCCAUGCUUGCUGGUGGUGUCACUGUCAGGAGCCUCGACGACGACCAUGUAGCUUUCCGACGUGUCAUAUAAAAGGCUUCGGCUUAUUAAUUGGCCAGCACUACCUCCUCGUCCACGUGCACAGAUCAAGACGACCGCAUGGCCGCACUUCCGUUUCGAACUCCGUUUUCUGCGUUUCCUCACACAAUGAAAGAAAUCAGAUAAUCAAGCACUGCAGCAUGAUAUUCUUCUAAUCCUCAUCCUCUUCUUUCCCCCAUAACGACGAAACCCUAGAUUAGACUUAUUGCCUAUUCGCGAGUGUGGAAAAAUACAUGCCUGAGACAAAAAUAAUGAAACCGGAAAGCAAUUGCAACACGAGUGACUUGCAGGUCGCGCAUUUUGUCUGGCGUAUAUUUGGUUCACCACAAAACUGCGACACUGCGCGAUGCGCUCACGACGGCCGCCGCCGAAUUCAUUGAGUCCUUGUUCCGGCACGUGCUUUCUCUUUCUUCAUUAGGCUGUCGCGGAAAUCAC